UUACCAGUGAGUUUAUCUCCGCAUCGCACAACAGUUUACCAGUGAGUUUAUCUCCGCACAACAGUUUACCAGUGAGUUUAUCUCCGCACCGCACAGCAGUUUACCAGUGUGAUGAGUAACGGGACGUGGCUGGUCUUCCUGCCCCUGGCACCCAUGGAGACAGGGUCAGGGAGUCUCCUGGUUGUCGCCUUCCUCACGGUCAUGUUGGCUACUGGCUCUCUACUGCUGCUGGUUCACCUACUGGGCUUCCACAUCUAUCUCUUGGUCAACAAAAUGAGCACGUAUGACUACAUUAUAACAAGACGCCGUAAACAGGCCAGCCAGCAGGACGUAGAGAUGGGUUUUCCCCAGUCAUCUGACAGCAACGGCAACGCAGGACAGAAUCAUCCGCAAAUGGAACCCUCCAUCGAUUGUGAUGCGUUGUUGUCAGACAGUGUCAGCUGCAAGAAUCAGGAAACGGGAACUAUUGCAAGUCGACCUUCUGGAUCUUUCUGUACUGAGUUGGACAACUUUACUAAAUCAUCAGAAAAGGAAAAUGGCUUUUACUAUGGCACAGAGCUACCCACCCAGAUUAUACCAGGUGAAGUGGUGAUGGAUGACCCCUUGGGCUGGAGGUUGGGUGGAGGUGGAGAGGGCCCUAGAGCAGGCCCGUGUGAGGGGGGUCCCUUGCACUGACAGAGCUCAUCAGUAGCUGGUCUCUGAUGCUCUGCAGGUGGCCACACACAGUACCUGAGGAACUAAAGGCAUUGACACGCCAUAGUGACUGUCGGCCGUGUGCAGUACAGUAGAUCACCUACUGGAUGGUGACUAACUGCGGUCGAUUCAACAUGUCAAAUCUUUGGGAAAUGAACAAACAAUGACUGUUGCUGUUGUCUGGUCAGAAGCCAUGGAAUCGUCCACCGGCAGCAGUAUUGACCCAGCACAGCACUGAAGCCACCGUGAUGCGUCCAACGGACCUCCUGCUGUUGCCUAUGACGAUCACCACUUGAAACUGGAAAUGGACAUUUUUAUAAUUGAUUAUUUUAAUCGGAUGUUUACACUGAGUGACGGGAAGGACAUUUAUAUUGCAGCAAUUGUAUGUAUUUUAUCUGGGGAGUUAAAUAAUUGUUUUACCUAUGUUUUAUUAGUUAAUUUAGCCAUAUCAGAUCAUAAUGUUCUUGCCUGAAUUUUAAAAAAUUAAAUGUGUAAACACACCGUA
Molecule: messenger RNA, 1198 nt
Organism: Oncorhynchus mykiss (rainbow trout)
Lineage: Eukaryota; Metazoa; Chordata; Actinopteri; Salmoniformes; Salmonidae
Source: RefSeq, a predicted model, not a curated record